Molecule: messenger RNA, 377 nt
Organism: Diuraphis noxia (Russian wheat aphid)
Lineage: Eukaryota; Metazoa; Arthropoda; Insecta; Hemiptera; Aphididae
Product: cyclin-dependent kinase 2-interacting protein
Source: RefSeq, a predicted model, not a curated record
UUUUAUAUUUGUUUUUUUUUUUUAAUGUUUUUAUAGUUUGAUAUUGUCGAAGGGCUCAAAAUUAAACUACGGAAUCUGACAGCUAUAUCAGUUUUAGAAAAAGGCAAUAUGACACCAUUUUUCAUAUCAUGGACAGCAGAACAUUUUUGUAAAGUAACUGAGAAAAUAUUAAGAGCUUAUCAAAAAGAACAAAAACUUCAUCAAAGUCUUCUCUUGAGAAUAGCAGAUAGCACAGACCCUGAUAUUCUGUUAUUUUAUCUUUCAUGUUGGACAUACCAACCAUAUUUAGAUCAUACCAUAGAAAAAGAAUUAAAUUGCAUGAUUAAAGAGACUAGACAUGUAUAAGUUAGUUUAACAAUAAAAAGAGCUAAAAAUAA